This is a messenger RNA of Daldinia loculata, 2449 nucleotides long. Its product is annotated as putative siderophore iron transporter. Gene Ontology annotation, molecular function: transmembrane transporter activity. The transcript is spliced from 7 exons. Bases 415 to 2157 code for a protein of 580 amino acids. NCBI's taxonomy places the organism in Eukaryota, Fungi, Ascomycota, Sordariomycetes, Xylariales, Hypoxylaceae. The record is from RefSeq and is a predicted model, not a curated record. Gene Ontology annotation, cellular component: membrane. Gene Ontology annotation, biological process: transmembrane transport.
AAGAGACAAGGGCUCCUAACGUCUUGCAGUUCUUGGUAGACACCGUAGCAUCUGAAUUGCAAAUCCUUACCCGGGGCACCGCGAACGAGAGGCACAGGCCCUAGCAUUUUUCGCCGAGCCGCCAAUGCAGCCCGCGGUCGUCCACUCGGGUUGAUCUCCUCGUCUUCGGCCGCAUCUGGACAACGAUCUGCUCGGACCCCCCAGUAUAGCAACCUACAGUUGCUUAGUAUGAAUCCCGACGAUCGCUAGGAAGACUAAAAAGAGGGAUUCCCACUUACAUAGUGUACUUUAUUUUCCCACCGUCGAUCACUCAUUUCACGGCCGCAUGCCCCUCGACAGAGCGGCAGCCUCCUUUCUAUUGUCCCGUGCGGCUCGACUCUGUCUAGAUUCCCUCGUUUAAAGCGUCUCUACAGCAUGGACGAUAGAUCUCCGGUACCCGUUGAGCGGGUUGAGAAGUUUGGCAAGGAAGUGGAUGACGAUGCCUCGUCGAUUAGGUCGGCGGCGCGGGGAGAUGACCUGCCAAAGGGUUACUUCUACUCUUUUGGGUUCCUUGGAGCCGUAGCUGGGUUCUGCUUGUCGGCUAUAUCAGCUUUCAUUUUCUUACUCCUGCCGACCAAUGUAUUAACGUACAUCAACGCAGAUAUAGGUCCAAGCCCCUAUAUCUCGUGGGUGAACAUCGCUAGGACUCUAUCUCUGUCCUUCACCUAUACGAUUCUCGGCCGAUUGUCAGAUCUCUUUGGACGACGGUGGUUCUUCAUCGGGGGCAAUAUUGUUGCCCUCAUCGGUAUCAUCGUGUGCUCAGUCGCCCAGAAUGUCGACAGUUUAAUCGUGGGCAGCGCGAUCUACGGUCUGGGAGAGACAGUUCAGUUGAGCUUCAACGUAGCCGUGGGCGAAUUGGUUCCUAACAAGCAUCGGCCGAUGGUCCUAUCGUUGAUCUUUGCAACGAACGCACCAAUUGCCGGCAUUGGCCCCAUGAUCGCUCGAGCUGUAUUGCAACACCCUAACAUGGGAUGGCGAUGGUGCUACUAUCUCAACAUCAUUGUGGUUUCCGUAGCGAUAGUCCUACUAUUCUUCUUCUACCACCCCCCAACUUUCGAUCUCCUUCACGAACGAAAGACUAAGACGCAACUACUGAAGCAACUUGACUACGUCGGAAUCUUUAUGUGGACUGCCGGUCUCACUCUCCUACUCAUGGGUGUGAGCUGGGGUGGCACUAUUUACCCCUGGAAAUCGGCCGCGACCAUCUCUUCGAUCGUAAUUGGAAUUGUUCUGCUCAUUGCGCUCUUCGUUUACGAGGCGUAUGCCAAGCUCGAAUACCCAGCCAUCCCAGUUCAGUUCUUCGCCAACCGAGGGUUUAUUAGUCUUGUCGCUUGCGCUACAGUUGCGACUAUGUCUUACUAUUCUGCAGUUUUACUAUGGCCUCAACAAGUCAAGGCUCUCUAUACUUCUGACAUCACCUACGGUGGUUGGAUCUCGUGUACCGUGGCUAGUGCUACAGCCUUGGGUCAAGCAUUUGGCGGUUUCUUCAUAAAGUGGGGAGGAAACGUUCGAUACUGGAUCAUCUUCUCGACUUUUUCCAUGGUCGCAUUCGUUGGUGCCUGCGCGUCGCUUACUCCCGACACCUUGCACGCCGGUAUUGCUUUCACGAUGAUCGGUCCUUUCUUCGUUGGCGUCAUCGAAGUUUGCGCACUCGCACUCGCCCCCCUUUUCUGCAAGCCCGUAGAUAUCGGUCUUGCGUCCGGUCUGUUGGCUUCGAUUCGAUCCGCCGGUGGUUCUAUCGCCGUGGCUGUCUAUAGUAGCAUCUUGUCGAACCGUCUUGCUUCGACAGUCCCUGCAAAUGUUGGUCCGGCUGCAAUUGCUGCUGGUCUCCCGGCGGAGAAAGUUCCUGCUCUCGUUACAGCCGUCCUGGGAAGUAAACUCGCUACUUUCCCGGGACUGAGCGACGCCGGAAAAGCUGCCGUUGCUAGUGUGUUGCCAAUAGCAUACUCGCAAGCAUUCAAGACCGUGUACCUGGCUAGUUUGGGAUUCGGAGGUAUUGCCAUUGUCGGCUGUCUCUUCUCUAAGGAUGCUCAGAAGCAUCUCACCGAUAAGGUUGAGCGCAAGAUGCACGGAAAGGCAACCGGGAAAGAUAGCCCAGACUCCGCAUCAUCGGCAUAAAGGGGGGAUUGACUAAGUCAAGUUGUGUUUGUCUUUAUCCUUAACGAAAGGACGACGUCUAACGCAGGAUUCAUUUGACAUGAUUUGAACGUAUCGUAUUUAUCUAAUGCUCAUGUUAUUACCGUUCUAAACAAUGAUACCAAUUUGUAUAUAUGUACCUAAGUAGCAAUAUUCUAGCGAAGGGUGGCAAUCGGAUUCAUAUUAUUGAUGUGCGAAUAGUAGUUGGCCUGCUAUUGGUCCUUAGGUCUGCAAACGCACUUCUAUACUCGUCAUGAGACUAAUCUUAUUUUUU